AUGAUACUAGCGCUCUUUUUAGGAUCAAGGAUAGGUUACACUUUGAAGACUUAUGAACCAAGGGAAGCAGGUUUUGUGCUUCUUACAUCUAUUUUUAAGGCUUGGUAACCUAGUGAAUAUUGUUUAGCCGUUGGUUUGCCCAAGGCUAAACUCGUGGCCACGUUCUUUUCUCUAGGAAGAAAUAAAUACAUUUUCAAUUGGUGAAAUUCGUAGGGUAACCUGUGUGUUCUUAAUGUGCGCGUGCUUCUAUCCGUUGCUGUAAUAAUAGGGAGUUUACACAAACACGACUGAAAGUGAUGGCAGCAAAAACAUCAAUUAUAAUGUGAAUUCACGCUUUUAAAACUAUUCCUCUUCCAUUUGCUUCAAUUUGUCAAAUGUAGGCAAUUUUUUUGGAGUAGAAUCCUUUAUGGACCGUAUGCACGUUCAGAACUGAAAGAAAACGAACAUUGCACCUUUUGUCUAGGUGAUGAAUAAAACAUAAAGAAUUAGAAAAUCUCACUCCGUACACUUGCAGUAACCAUGCAGCGACGGAAAAUAAAUGUACCAAAAAGUGUGAUGCACGCGUUGAGUUGCUGUGUUGCCGUCACCGUUGUCGGGUUGCGUAUUAGCUCCCUAAUGGGGCAGAAAAAAUGAUGUAGUGUACUGCGAAUGCCAAGACGUUAAGCCCGCUGGAAUUGCAUCUGAAAGUGGAGCCAGUUUCAAAAUCCUUGAUGAUUAAGUAGUUACAUUUUAUUGUUUCCAAACUUCAGAAAGAAGACAAAAUAAAAGAGGUUAAGCAUUCUGUUACGUGAGACAAUCUGACGUACUGAUAUGCUACUAACUGCAAAAAAGUAUUUUUUCUUACAAAAUAAAUGAAACUUAUCUUGGAUUAAAGCAGCUGGACCAUCUCCGCGUCUUCUUAUAGGUGCUAAAUAAGAUUAUGUGCGUACAAUGUCUGUAACCCGUCCUUAAGGAGAAUAUAUCGGCCGUCACUGGUGAUUUUUAUCGUGUAGGCGUAACAAGAAAUGGUUCAAUAUACUCACACCCUGUUUUGCAAUAUCAAGAAGGAAGAGAAGAAGACAAAGAUGGGUCUAACCUCUUGGUUCAGCAUCGCGUCAGAAAGGGAGUUGGUGAGUAAUUUCAACUGAGAUGCUGAUACGUCAGUCUUUUAGGUAUCGGUCGAAACAGAAGGUCAAAGUGAACAAAUUAUUAUGAGUUAAGUUUGCAAAGUAAUAACCACCCUCCCUAUUUUUUAUCGUUACUAGUAUCCGUCUAAGGAAAUAUCUCCAUUUCAAAGCUGGAAUCUCAGUUGACGUCUCCUUGGUACCUAGAUUGUUACCAACGCUUAUUACACAUUGUAAUCGCUAUCUGUCUUCUCAGUGGUUAAGAGCCUAAAGUUAAUUUUGGAAAUCAGCGCAACCGACAGAUUAGUUACAAAUCUAUAGGUUAAGCGCACAAUGCAUGAUUUUUAAGAGCAAUGUCAAACUGUGUUCUAUACGAUGCUGUGUUUGCCCUUAUUUCCUUCAAAAAAAUGUAUAAUAAAACAGUUUUUAGAUUCGGUUUUUGCGAUAUCCGUAAUAAUCAAGGCCUCGAUAAGUGUUAUCAGCCUCGUCCUUGGCCCCGGCUGUUAACACUUACCUCGACCUUGAUUAUUCCGGAUAUCACAAAAACCUCAUCCAAUAAUUGUUUAUAGUAUGAACACCUAUCCUUUAUGUGACCCUCCACUUCACAGAAAUCGCGCGGAAGUCACUGUUCUUGUGUGUGAACAGAAGUCCGUCUAUCCGGUAUGGUCUUCGUGCCAGCGCAAGACGUAUCCGGUGUAGUGUGAACAAAGCCUUUGUAAGGCUGUGUCAGGCUGCGUGUAUUAAACUGCGCAGCCGCAGCUAUGCCAUAAAAGGGGAUCAGAAAAUGUCCGCCGAUCUUUGGGUAAUUCGGUUUAAGGUAAAACUUUCAGAAUGGUUGCCACAGAAAGUUGCAUAUGGAGUUUCCGCACAAGUAUGGCAAAUCUUUACAUCUUAACUGACUUGAUCGAUUGAAUACAUCAUGACGAAUUAACCUUGAAAUUUAAUUCCCAUCUUGUCUAAAUUAUUACUGUUCCUUGCUGUUGUUUAACGUAAUAACAUGUCUACUUUAAGUGCCAUUAUCAUCCUUUCAAAGAAGAAAAAAAUAAAACUUCUCUUACAAGCUUAAUAUAAUGACUUCACUGUUGCUUCCUUUUCCGCCGUUUCUUAACUGAGUUUAGCGAAUUCGUUAAAUAGUUUUCUUGGAAGAAUUUUUAAUAUAUCUGCUGCAAUUUUGUCUUUUUAUCUCAGUUCUGAUGAAGAUGACAUGGAACCCAACAUUGUGGUUUUGAAGAUGCAAAACCCAGACCCGAAAGGCAAUGGUGAAUUUUUGGACCCGAUCAUAAGGGAAGGGGUCACUCACGGAAGUAAUGACGGCACUAAGGAGGGAAAAGGUCUCCAAAAAGUCACUCGUACGCACUCUGGGAUCAAAGGUCAUACAAGAAAAAGGGUCGCAGACAAAGUGGUAACUAUGCUCUAAGUUAAACCUUAAGACUUUACCCACGUCAGAUAACGUUCAUUUCGAAGACGUAAUAAACUUCGCACCCGCGAAGAUGAUCGUGACUGAUUUCUCUGUUUUGAGAUGGAUAGUAUUCCUGUGUCUGGAUUUACUACUUUUCAGCAGAGAGACUUUUCUUUGCUCUACUUUCAUCUCUCUAAACAGCUUUUCAAAGUGAAAGCGCAGGCAGACCAACUAAGCGUCCAACCUACAAUGGUCUGGCAGGGAAGCCUGAGUAA
Messenger RNA from Porites lobata, 2777 nucleotides. The record is from the annotation of a GenBank genome assembly. Lineage: Eukaryota; Metazoa; Cnidaria; Anthozoa; Scleractinia; Poritidae.